GUUUUCACGCAGGUAUUUUGCAUCUCGGAGCGUUGAUUGCUACCUUUCCUCGAAUCCUCGCUCGUUCGAAAACUUCACCUCGUGUGAAGCACCGAAGGAUUUACUAUGUCGGUCACUGAAAUCGGCUGUAUGCGUGUCAAGCCUGCACUCGAAGUCAUAAACGAAGACACUCCAGAGGGCCAGAUCCUGAACAAGCUGUACAACUACGUGGUCUCCGCGCCGGGGGGGCCACUUCGCGUAUUCUGGGGUAUCGAGGUGGAAGAUCCGUCCUACCUCUGGGCAUUCUUCGACUGGGAUUCGCUGGAAGCCCAUGAAACCUUCGCCCGAACACUGGGCCAAGAUGCCGUCAAGGAGUUGCCCAAAAUCUUGGCUCGUGGCGGGUUCACGAAGCACAUUACCGCCACGCCGUCUCUGCCGGUCGCCCUGCAGUCCGCGGUCACCCAGGUGGUCUUGGCGUACUUUGCUUCGGACCUGUCGCCCACCGUAGCAGACGCAGCCGUUGCACGUCUCAAGGACUGGGAAGGGAAUGAGAUUGAGAAGGUCUCGGGUAUGGAAGCUCUCAGUUACGGAUGGGGCCUGGAGAAGGACUUGCCCGUUAGGGGCGGCUCAGCAGACCAGAGAGCAUCAAUCUUUCUAUCCGUGUUUGGGUUCAAUGAUGUUGAUGCACAAAGUGACUUUAGGGAGUCUUUGUCACUUGAGAAAUUGUUGGGGCGGAUCCAGGCCACAGAGGGAUUCAUCAAGCUGGAGGCUUUCUCCGUCUGUUUCCGGUCCACGAGCAGACACAGUUAGGGUGACUCUCGGGAGAUGUCAUGUUUUCUCACACAGUGGCUUGUGAAAGCGCAAAUAUCAGUAUCGUCUAGGCAA
Molecule: messenger RNA, 864 nt
Organism: Aspergillus uvarum CBS 121591
Lineage: Eukaryota; Fungi; Ascomycota; Eurotiomycetes; Eurotiales; Aspergillaceae
Exons: 2
Coding region: 106-789 (227 amino acids)
Source: RefSeq, a predicted model, not a curated record